GUACCGGUUCCAUUUUGCUCAUCCUUACUCAUCGCGAUUCUUGGGUGCCCCUUUCCUGCUUGUCUGAUUAUCGAAAGUGCGGUUGAAGGGGGAGACGAUGGCAAGAUGCUCAACCUCAAUCACCGUAGCUAAUGCCUGCGAUACCAAAAGCUUCACAGGUCUCCGGCAACUAGCGGAAAGUCGUCACUACAAGGCAUGGUUUCUGGAUCAGUUUGGGGUUCUUCAUGACGGAAAACAGCCUUAUCCUGGUGCUAUAUCUACAUUGAAAAAUCUGGCUGCUGGUGGGGCCAAGAUGAUCAUUAUUAGUAAUUCAUCAAGACGCGCUUCAACAACUUUGGAUAAACUGAAGAGUCUCGGGUUUGAUCCUUCUCUUUUUGCUGGAGCCAUCACUAGUGGAGAACUAACAUAUCAAUAUCUUCAAAGGAGAGAUGAUCCUUGGUUUCAAGCACUAGGAAAGGCCUGCAUUCAUAUGACAUGGAGUGACCGCGGUGCUAUAUCACUCGAGGGUCUAGGGCUGCAGGUUGUAGAGAACGUUGAACAGGCGGAGUUUAUUUUGGUCCAUGGUACCGAAGCGUUGGGGCUUUCUUCUGGUGACUCUGUUUCCAAGAAGCUUGAUGAGCUUGAGAAGAUUCUAGAACAAUGUGCAGCUAAAGGAAUACCUAUGGUCGUAGCGAAUCCUGACUUUGUGACUGUUGAGGCUAGAGAACUACGUAUCAUGCCUGGUACAUUAGCAGCUAGUUAUGAAAAGUUCGGUGGUGAAGUGAAAUGGAUGGGCAAACCGCAUCAAAUUAUAUAUAAAUCAGCCAUGAUUAUGGCGGGUGUUGAUGCAUCUGACUCGAUUGCUGUUGGGGACUCUUUACACCAUGACAUUAAGGGUGCAAAUGCAUCUGGGAUUGAAUCUGCAUUUAUCACUUGUGGGAUCCACUCAAGCGAACUUGGACUUGAAGAAUUUGGAGAAGUUGCUGACCUGUCAUCUGUGCAGGCUCUUGCGUUAAACUAUGACGCUUAUCCAUCAUAUGUUUUGCCUUCAUUUACAUGGUGAUCUCGAUACAGAUUUAGGUGCUUGGUUGGGCUGACCUGCAAACCGCUUUGUAGCCGCAGGAAACCAUGUAGAACAACCAUUGGAGGUCUAAGAUUGCAAGAAAUGGCUGCUAUUUGAUCAUCUAUUCUUUCGAGUGACAUUGGACUUUAGUAGUUGAUAACUUAAUAUACAUACAUGAUACAUAUGGGGAUGAGCUUCACUUUCCUCCAUUUAAAUGCAACAUAUGUAAACGCUAUAUAUUUGCUUUGUUGAUGAAAUAAAUGAUCUUUCAGAUAACAUGUUUCUUUAGCUAUAAUAAAUUAAGAAUUUUAAUUUG
This is a messenger RNA of Helianthus annuus (common sunflower), 1358 nucleotides long. RefSeq lists its product as uncharacterized. The record is from RefSeq and is a predicted model, not a curated record. The transcript has 7 exons. Gene Ontology annotation, cellular component: chloroplast. Gene Ontology annotation, molecular function: phosphatase activity. NCBI's taxonomy places the organism in Eukaryota, Viridiplantae, Streptophyta, Magnoliopsida, Asterales, Asteraceae. The coding region runs from base 98 to 1042 and encodes 314 amino acids.